Molecule: messenger RNA, 5460 nt
Organism: Melanotaenia boesemani (Boeseman's rainbowfish)
Lineage: Eukaryota; Metazoa; Chordata; Actinopteri; Atheriniformes; Melanotaeniidae
Product: lactase-phlorizin hydrolase-like
Exons: 13
Coding region: 1-5352 (1783 amino acids)
Biological process (GO): carbohydrate metabolic process
Molecular function (GO): hydrolase activity, hydrolyzing O-glycosyl compounds
Source: RefSeq, a predicted model, not a curated record
AUGAAGACACAGUUGUGGGCUGUGUGUCUGCACAUCUUAUGUCUGUACGGUGGGUUAAAAAGUGGAGUGAAUGGACAGAAGGACUUCAUGCUUCUUGCAGGGCCUCUGACAGUAGAGGAUGUCAGCAGUGAAAGAGAUGAUCCGUUUGACUGCAGUCGUCCCAUACCUCCUGGUUCUAAGCAGUACUUUGAGUACCUCCAGAGCAGAGGGGUUACCCACUUCAAAGUGCCAUUGUCAUGGACUCAGCUCCUUCCAACAGGACUCCCCAGCCAGCCUCAGCAGGCUGUGGUAAAGUGUUACCAGACCCUCCUACAGCAGCUGCUGGAGGUAGGACUGCAGCCUCUGGUCAUCCUUCAUGGAUCAACUGUCCCAGAGUCUCUGAGAUCCAGGUAUGGAGGCUGGGAGAGCCAGAGGCUGGCAGAGAUGUUCCAGCUUUAUGCUGAGUUUGCGUUCAAGGAGUUUGCAGCACUGGCACACUCAUGGGUAACACUAAGUGAUUUGGAUGAAGUUUGGCAUGAUGGGCAGGCUGCAGAUGCUUCCAGUCUUCUCAAAAAUAUCCUGCAGCUCAACAAGAAUAUUCACCAGCUUUACCAUCAACACUUUCCUGGCAGAGAUUUCAAUGAGGUGACAGAGCUCAGGAGUAGUUAUGAGAAGGUUUGGCUCAAAUUUGGGGCCCAAACCACAGAAGAACGAGAUGCCUUUCUGACUAAAUCAUUCCCUUCUGGCUUCCAAUGGGCCACCUCUACAGAGUCUUUUAAGGUUGAGGGCGGUUGGUUAGAAGGCGGGAAAGGAGAAACCAUUUGGGACCGCUUUGGACAUGAUGGGCUAGCAUUUUCUAAUCAGACAGCUGACCUAGCUUGUGAUAGUUACAACAAGGUGGUUUACGAUCUUUACCUCCUACGAGGUCUUCAAGUCAAAACCUACCAGUUUUCCAUCUCUUGGGCUCGUAUUUUCCCCUCUGGCCACAAAAGCAGCCAAUCAGAGAAAGGGGCUCUCUACUAUGACAACCUGAUCAAUGCUCUCAAAGAGUACGGCAUUGAACCCGUUGCCACUCUCUACCACUGGGAUCUGCCUCAGGUGCUUCAAGACUCAGGCGGAUGGAACAACACUUCCAUUGUUGAAGCUUUCAAGGACUAUGCAGACUUCUGCUUCUCCAGGUUUGGAGACAGGGUCAAGACCUGGAACACAUUCAGCAGCCCCUGGGUGGUGAGCCAUGCUGGGUAUGGCACUGGUGAGCAUCCACCUGGAGUAAAGGACUAUGUGGUUUCUUCAUAUCAGGUCACUCAUAAUGUGCUCAAAUCCCAUGCCGAAGCUUGGCAUAUCUAUAAUGACAAGUACCGACAGACACAGGGAGGCAAAGUGGGCAUUGCACUGAACUCUGAUUGGGCUGAGCCCCUGAACCCCACCAAACCUGAAGAUGUAGCAGCUGCAGAUCGAUACCUGCAGUUCAUGCUGGGCUGGUUUGCACAUCCUAUAUUUGUAGAUGGAGAUUAUCCCGCAGCACUCAAAACUCAGAUUGAAAAGAAAAGAAAUGAAUGUCCACACUCUGUGCCAGCUAUACUACCAGCUUUUACUCCAGAAGAGAGCAAGAGGAUACUUGGAACUGCUGACUUUUUUGGCUUGAACCAUUACACCUCCCGUUUGGUUAAUAGCAGUGAAGGUGGAUGCAACUCUGGUCCUGAGGGAGUAGGAGACUUCCAGCCACAUGUGGACCCCACAUGGCCUUCCACAGCCUCUGAGUGGAUCUAUUCUGUACCAUCGGGACUUCGCAGGCUCCUUAACUACAUUUCAACAGAAUACUUGAAAGUUAAAAAAGUGCCUAUCUACAUAACUGGGAAUGGGAUGCCAACAGAGGACAGUGGAGACAGCUUCAACGACACCAGCAGAGUGGAGUACAUGAGGAGUUACAUCGAUGAAACCCUGAAAGCAAUAUCCUUGGAUGGAGUGGAUAUGCAGCGAUUCACAGUGCAGUCCCUCAUGGACGGAUUUGAAGGAAAACAGGGCUACAGCCAAAGAUUUGGGCUUCACUACGUUAACUUUGAAGAUGCAGGCAGGCCAAGAACCCCAAAGCAAUCUGCAUAUUUCUUCUCUCAAGUUAUCAAGCAAAAUGGCUUUGGAUCACGCAAGCUUGAUGGUUUUAAGAAGCCACAAGUACCAUUUUCUCGUCGUUUUAUCACUCUAUCAUCCUCAGAGGUUCCAUCUAAAUCAAAAGUCAUCUGGGAGAAAUUCUCCAAGCAGCCAAAAUUCCAGAGACAAAUGUAUCACUAUGGUACUUUCCCACAAGACUUCAGCUGGGGAGUUUCAUCUUCAGCUUACCAAAUUGAAGGAGGCUGGAAUGCUGAUGGGAAGGGACCAAGUGUCUGGGAUGAAUUCACUCAGAAACCUGGCAAUAUCCCUGAGAAUGCUAAUGGGAAUAUAGCCUGUGACAGUUAUAAUAGACUUGAGGAAGACCUCUACAUGCUUCGAGCUCUGAGAGUAAAGUCAUACAGAUUCUCUUUGUCCUGGUCCAGGAUCUUCCCUGAUGGUAGGCGUGCCUCCCUUAACCAGAAAGGUGUUGACUAUUACAAUAAACUAAUUGAUGGCCUCUUGGCACAUGAUAUCACCCCCAUGGUGACCCUUUAUCACUGGGACCUUCCUCAAGCUUUGCAAACCAUUGGUGGCUGGGAAAAUGUAGAGAUGAUUGACAUUUUCAAUGACUUUUGUGACUUCUGUUUUGCCACCUUUGGCAACAGAGUGAAAUUCUGGAUGACCUUCAACCAGCCUCAAACAAUUGCAUGGUUAGGAUAUGGACUUGGACAGAUCCCACCAAAUGUUAAGAACCCAGGAACUGCACCAUACACUGUUGCACACAACCUAAUUAAAGCUCACGCCCAGGCCUACCAUACCUAUGAUGACAAGUAUCGCAAAUCCCAAGGUGGUCUAGUAUCCAUUGCUCUCAAUUCUGAUUGGGUUGAGCCUAAAGAUGUCGAUGUUCCCCGUGAAGUAGUGGCUGCCGACCGUGCAAUGCAGUUCCAACUUGGUUGGUUUGCACACCCAAUUUUCAAGAAUGGUGACUAUCCUGAAGCAAUGAAACAGCAAGUUGGGACCAAAAGUGAACUCCAAGGACUUUCAGAGUCAAGACUCCCUUCUUUCACUGAAGAGGAGAAGAAAUUCAUCAAGGGAACCGCUGACAUGUUCUGCAUAAAUCACUAUACCACAAAGAUAGUUAGCCAUAUUACAGGCCUGCUUUCUCCCCAUUCCUAUCAACAUGACUGGGACUUUUCAGAAGCACAAGAAGCUGAUUCACCUGCUACAGCCAUAAAAGACCAAAGAGCUGUAGCAUGGGGCUUAAGAAGACUUCUCAACUGGAUCAAAGAGGAGUAUGAGGAUCCAGAGAUUUUCAUCACAGAGAAUGGUGUGGCUACAGAGGCAAAAACAACUUGGGAUGACAAUGCCAGAAUAUUUUUUUACAAGACCUAUAUUGAUGAGGCAAUCAAAGCCUAUGAACUUGAUGGUGUGAAGGUGAAAGGAUACACAGCAACAUCACUCAUGGAUUCCUUUGAGUGGUUAAAUGGCUACAGAGUUGGAUUUGGUCUUCACCAUGUGGACUUCAACAACCCAAACCGCCCAAGAACACCAAAGUAUUCAGCUCAUUUCUACCACCAAGUUAUUAAGGACAGUGGUUUCCCCACCCCAGAUGAUGAGACGAUGCUUUAUGGGCAUUUCCAAAAUGACUUUAUUUGGAGCAGUGCAACAGCAUCAUACCAGAUUGAAGGGGGAUGGAGAGCAGAUGGCAAAGGUCUCAGUAUCUGGGAUAAAUUUGCUCACACUCCUCUCAAAGUUUUCCUUGAUGACAAUGGAGACAUAGCCUGUGACAGUUACAAUAAAGUAGAAGAAGAUGUUACUAUCUUAAAGCAACUGAAAGUGAACCAUUAUCGUUUCUCCAUAUCCUGGCCAAGGGUGCUUCCUGAUGGCACAACCAAAUUUAUUAAUGAAGCUGGGCUUAACUACUAUCACAGACUGGUUGAUGCACUGCUUGCUGCAAACAUCCAACCACAAGUCACUCUGUACCACUGGGACCUUCCACAAGCUCUGCAGCGUGUUGGUGGCUGGGAAAAUGAGACUACUGUUGACAAAUUCAAGGAUUAUGCUGAUCUCAUCUUUAGCCGUCUUGGCCACAAAGUCAAACUUUGGAUCACCAUCAACGAACCUUACAACGUUGCAAUGGUGGGCCAUGGCUAUGGAGUAGCUGCCCCAGGGAUUAGUUUCCGGCCAGGCACUCUUCCCUACAUUGUUGGUCACCACCUUAUUAAAGCGCAUGCUGAGGCCUGGCAUCUCUACAAUGACAAGUACCGCGCCCAACAGAAAGGAAGGAUCUCCAUUACUAUCAACUCUGACUGGGCUGAACCCAGAAACCCACACAAGCAGGAAGACAUUGAUGCUGCAAGACGUCUGGUGCAGUUCUACAUUGGCUGGUUUGCCCAUCCCAUAUAUAAUGGCGACUACAAUGAUGUGAUGAAGACAGUCAUUCGAGAGCGCAGUCUAGCUGCUGGUUUGCCCAAAUCCAGGCUGCCUGAGUUUACUCCAGAGGAGAUUAAGAGAAUAAAGGGGACCUAUGAUUAUUUUGGGUUCAACCAUUACACAACUGUCCUGGCAUUUCCUACAGAUUUUGGAAACCUUCAGCAUUAUGAUGCAGACAAGGGUACGGGCACAGUUGUUGAUCGCACUUGGCUGGAUUCGGGCUCUGCCUGGCUGAAAAUCACACCUUUUGGAUUCCGCAAAAUACUGAAGUUCAUUAAGGAAGAGUAUGGAAAUCCUCCAAUCAUCGUCACUGAGAAUGGUGUCUCAGAGCGGGGUCCUGUUGAUCUAAAUGAUGCACACAGGAGUUACUAUUACGAAAAAUACAUCAAUCAACUGCUGAAAGCUUACUUGCUAGAUGAUGUGAACAUCCUUGGCUACACAGCCUGGUCACUGAUGGACAACCUGGAGUGGGCCACUGGCUUUUCAGAGAGAUUUGGCCUUUUUUACGUCAAUCGCUCGGAUCCAAAAUUGCCUCGAGUGGCCAAGAAGUCAGUGUCUUUCUACUCCACCAUCAUCAACUGCAAUGGAUUCCCCGAUCCUGCAUUGGGGCCCAAUGACUGCUUGAACCCUGAACCUGAAGGAACAAGUGCACCAGUCACAGUCAACCAUGUGAGGUUCCUUGGUAUGAAACUUUCUGCUAGUGAUGCUGAGACUGGCCUCAACACCACAUUUGCUCUGCUGAUUGUUGCUGCUUUUGGGACAAUAUGUUUAUCUGUUUGGUUCGUUGCAAGGAAGAGAAAUUCUAGGAAACAUAAGCGUAUUGAUUCGGUUAAGAUGGAGAGUAAAUUCUAACUGCAAAUUCACUGAGGUGUGCUACAAAUCUUUAGCAUUAUCAUAAAUAUCUGACUGCAGUUUUUAUAAGUGUACAUUUUACACAAAACAUCAUCCUACACAGAGAUU